CUGCCGGCUAGCAGAGGAUCUAACGGAGUGGAUCCCCGGUGAGUGGGUGCUGACACUCCGCCCAAUUUCAACCUGCAGUCAUUUCUGACAGUUCGCCCAACUCCGGCUGUCUGACCGGCGAACGUCAGCCCAGUAUCCUCCCUCGUCGCCUAACCGCAGGCCGGUAUCAGCGCUGACAAUUCGCCCAAAAUUCAGCCUGGUCACAUCCCUCCGAGUCUGAGCCCGCAAUCGACGUAGUUGAAUCGCCCAAGCCAAGCCCGGAGAGAACCCCUACCUCCCCCUUCAGCCCAGAGUCUACAUCCGUCAAAAAUGGUGCCCCGAGAUGGGACGAAGUCCAUCUCGGGCCAGAGCGUUGCAGAAAGUCAUCGCCAAGAUACGGUGCAGCUGCUAAUAUUCAACUUUUUGCUGAUUCUCACCAUCUUAACUAUUUUUCUAUUCAAACAUCGGAGAGUUCGCUUUCUGCACGAGACUGGAGGAUCAAUGUUUUAUGGCCUGAUAAUGGGACUGAUCCUCCGCUAUACCACAUCAUCCUCUGACCCUGCAAACAGCAUUGUGCAUAACUGUGCAGAUGUGACCAACAGUCCUGGCACUUUGCUACUCAACAUUACAGACCAAGUGUAUGAAUACACGUACAAGCGGGAGAUUGCCAAGCACAAUAUGAACAGCCAGCAAGGAAGUGAGAUUCUUCAGAAGGUGACGUUUGAUUCAGAAAUUUUCUUCAAUGUCCUCUUGCCUCCAAUAAUAUUUUACGCUGGAUAUAGUCUGAAGAAGAGACAAUUCUUUCGCAACUUGGGCACAAUUCUCACCUACGCAUUUAUAGGCACUGCAAUCUCCUGUAUUGUGAUUGGGGGCAUUAUGUAUGGUUUUGUCCUGGGGAUGAUACAGCUGGGACAACUGGGCAAGCUGGACUUUUACUUCACCGACUGCCUAUUCUUCGGAGCACUGAUUUCAGCCACUGACCCAGUGACUGUUCUGGCCAUUUUCCACGAGCUCGAUGUGGAUCCACAGCUCUAUACGCUGCUCUUUGGGGAGAGUGUUCUGAACGAUGCUGUCGCCAUAGUCCUGACAUACUCCAUAUCCAUCUACAGCCCAAAGGACAAUCCCCACAUGUUUGACACUGCUGCUUUUUUUACAUCCGUUGGGAACUUUGCCUGGAUCUUUGCUGGUUCGUUUGCCAUGGGCUCAGCAUUUGGCGUUGUCACGGCUUUGUUAACCAAAUUCACCAAACUCUGCGAGUUCCCCAUGCUGGAGACUGGGAUUUUCUUCUUGCUAUCCUGGAGUGCGUUUCUCUCAGCUGAGGCAUGUGGACUGACAGGAAUUGUUGCCGUUCUCUUCUGUGGAAUCACUCAGGCUCAUUACACCUACAAUAAUCUUUCUGAUGAAGCAAAGAUGAGGACAAAGCAGCUUUUUGAAUUCAUGAAUUUUAUGGCUGAGAACUUCAUCUUCUGUUACAUGGGAGUUGCCCUGUUCACCUACCAGAACCACAUCUUCAAUGCCCUCUUCAUAUUUGGAGCCUUUAUCGCUAUCUUUGUGGCUCGUGCUUGUAAUAUAUACCCUUUGACCUUGCUGCUCAACCUGCGGCGCAAGAGAAGGAUUCCAUGGAACUUCCAACACAUGAUGAUGUUUUCAGGCCUGCGUGGUGCCAUUGCAUUUGCCCUGGCUAUCCGAGACACCGGCUCCAAACCCAAACAGAUGAUGUUCACCACCACCCUGAUGAUUGUGUUCUUCACCGUCUGGGUGUUUGGAGGGGGAACCACUCAAAUGCUGACGUGGCUUCGCAUCAGGGUUGGUGUGAAUCCGGAUGAUGAUCUCAACCAAGAAGAUGUACAUGUGAGUGCCGAAGGCAGGCAAGAGGUGAAUACCACAGAGAUGGAAAGUGCCUGGAUGUUCCGGAUAUGGUACAACUUUGAUCACAAAUACCUGAAGCCGGUUCUGACCCAUGCUGGACCACCGCUCACGACAACGCUCCCUACUUGGUGUGGUCCUAUUGCUAAGCUGCUAACCAGUCCCAAAGCACAUCAGGACCAUCAAAAUGUGGACGACUCCGAUUACAUCAUUAAUAAUGAUGAACUGUCGAUGUACUAUGAGGACAAAGCAGCGUCUGCCUCGUGCUAUGGAGAGGCACAGGGAAAAAGCAUUCCUGAACAGCAAGCAGCAGACAAGGUUGACUUCCUGGAAGGAGCGAAUCAGCCAUCACUGGAUCUCAUUUCAAGUCAAACUCUGAGUGUCCCUCCCUCUUAAACUGAGCACUUUUUUUUAAUUGACACUUUUGGGUGCAUAAAUUGGAAAAGAAGAUGAAUUUGCUCUGAUCUGCUUGUAACAAUUGAACUAAUCAUGGUUACUGACUCCUGAUUGCUGAAUUUCCCAUGUGGCAGGUACUAGUCUAUAUUAAGGUCAGGGCAAACACCAUUAUUAACUUGACCAAUACUUGGACAGUGGCUCUAUGACUUAUGACAGUGAAUUAUGACUGAGAGGUCAGUGGCAUUAUUCCAAGUGAUGACAUUUAUUUCAAGGAUCCUGCAUUUGCAUUCCAGACUAGUUAAAGUAAUGACAUAGGCUUGUGUAUUUUUUUUUCCCAGCGCUGGAUGUCAUUUUAUGCUCAAUACUAUCUCUUGUGUAAGACGGCCCUUGCUUGGGCCCCAGUGUAUUCAUGCAAAAAUAAUGCUGAUGCCGACUGCACUGUUAAUGCUGAAGGAAAAUCUUUACAUUAUUAUGGAAACAUUUGAAAUUCAAUAAUUAUAAAUGUAAUAAUACUUUUCUGUAUUUCUUUCUAUAUGUUACUCCGACUGGUGUUAGAACUUGAAGGUUUCAAAUU
Molecule: messenger RNA, 2815 nt
Organism: Mobula hypostoma (lesser devil ray)
Lineage: Eukaryota; Metazoa; Chordata; Chondrichthyes; Myliobatiformes; Myliobatidae
Product: sodium/hydrogen exchanger 9-like
Exons: 16
Coding region: 310-2241 (643 amino acids)
Biological process (GO): sodium ion import across plasma membrane; proton transmembrane transport; regulation of intracellular pH
Cellular component (GO): plasma membrane; recycling endosome
Molecular function (GO): potassium:proton antiporter activity; sodium:proton antiporter activity
Source: RefSeq, a predicted model, not a curated record